AUGCCCAACAUCAGCUCUGUGAGCGAGUUCCUGCUGCUGGCAUUCGCAGAGACGCGCGAGCUGCAGCUCCUGCACUUCGCGCUCUUCCUGGGCAUCUACCUGGCUGCCCUCCUGGGCAACGGCCUCAUCCUCAGCGCCGUAGCCUGCCACCACCGCCUCCACACCCCCAUGUACUUCUUCCUGCUCAACCUCGCCCUCCUCGACCUGGGCUGCAUCUCCACCACUCUGCCCAAAGCCAUGGCCAUAUCCCUCUGGGACACUAGGGCCAUCUCCUAUCAAGGCUGUGCUGCACAGGUCUUCUUUAUAGCCUUCUUCAUUGGAGCAGAGUAUUCCCUUCUCACUGUCAUGGCCUACGACCGCUACGUUGCCAUCUGCAAGCCCCUGCACUACGGGAGCCUCCUGGGCAGCAGAGCUUGUGCCCAGAUGGCAGCAGCUGCCUGGGGCAGUGGCUUUUUCCAUGGUGUCCUGCACACGGCCAACACAUUUUCCCUGCCCCUCUGCCACGGCAAUGCUGUGGACCAGUUCUUCUGUGAAAUCCCCCACAUCCUCAAGCUCUCCUGCUCAGAUGCUUAUCUCAGGGAAGCUGGUCUUCUAGUCGUUAGUGCAUGUUUAGCAUUUGGUUGUUUUGCAUUCAUUGUGCUGUCCUAUGUUCAGAUCUUCAGGGCAGUGCUGAGGAUGCCCUUUGAACAGGGCCGGCACAAAGCCUUUUCCACGUGCCUCCCUCACCUGGCUGUGGUCUCGCUUUUUCUCAGCACUGGCAUUUUUGCCUACCUGAAGCCUAAAUCAAUCUCUUCCCCAUCCCUGGAUCUGCUGGUGUCACUUCUGUACUCAGUGGUACCUCCAGCAGUGAACCCCCUCAUUUACAGCAUGAGGAACCAGGAGCUCAAACAGGCAGUGAGGAAACUAUCCCUCUCUUCUAGGCUGCUCUCCAGCGUCUCAUCGCCCAGUCUGUCCAUGUAG
This is a messenger RNA of Anas platyrhynchos (mallard), 960 nucleotides long. The record is from RefSeq and is a predicted model, not a curated record. Lineage: Eukaryota; Metazoa; Chordata; Aves; Anseriformes; Anatidae.